AUGCUUUCUCUCUUGAUCUCGUUUGCUCAGACCCAAGUAAAUGAACAUCCUAUUAGAUUCAUUAUCAUUCUACUUCUCUUACUGCCAUUGUCGUAUCUUGUGACCAAUGAGUUCAUACGAAAGAAGGCAAGAAUACCAGGAUUCAAUGGACCACCAGGAAAGCCAGUCUUUGGAAACAUCCCUGAUAUUAAGUACAACGCUGCCGAGAAGGUUACUAUUCCCCCGGCAUUAUACAUUGCGUGUGUCAUUGCUGACUUUCUGGANAAGUAUCGAGAAUGGUCAAAGACCUAUGGCGAUGUGUAUCAAAUCCAACUGGGAAACAUUCCAGUCAUCGUUUGCAACUCAGCCGAAGCCUGUCGAGUUUUGUUUGGACAUUUCUCACAGGCUCUCAGCUCGAGACCGGUCCUCUACACUUUUCACAAAGUAUGUGUUAAGUUGGUACGGCCUUUAGACUUGACUGACUUGAAGCCUAGNGUAUUAUCCAACACGGCAGGAACCACCAUCGGCACAUCACCAUUCAGUGACAGCCUCAAACGUCGUCGUAAAGGUGCUGCAUCUGCACUGAACAAGCCUUCGGUCAACAGCUAUCUUGGUCAUCUGGACGUAGAGACUCUGGCAUUCGUCAAAGAAGGUCUGGAAUAUGGAGCUGCUGGUACACAAUCUGUAGACCCAAUGCCUAUGAUUCAGCGCCUGAGUCUUAGCUUGGCUCUGACACUGAACUGGGGAACUCGUUUGGGCAGCCGGAAUGAUCCUCUGUUUCACGAAAUCACAGAGGUCGAGGAAGAAAUUUCAAAGUUCAGGAGCACAAGUGGCAACAUGCAAGACUAUGUGCCAUUUUUACGUCUAAAUCCAUUUAGCGUUGGCUCCACGAGAGCUAGGGAGAUGAGACAGCGCCGAGACGUGUACUUGACCAAGCUGAAUAAAGACCUGGACGAUCGCAUNGGAAAGGGAACGCAUAAGCCCUGCAUUCAGGCCAAUGUCAUCCAGGACAAGGAAGCAAAACUCAACAAAGAAGAGCUCACAAGCAUCAGCUUGACUAUGCUGAGUGGAGGACUCGAUACUGUGACGACACUGGUCGCAUGGAGUAUCGCACUUCUUGGACAAAGACCGGACAUCCAAGAGAAGGCCAUACGAGAGAUUCGUAAGAUGUUUAGCGAAGACGAGAUACUUUGCGCACCAGAGGACGAAAUGAAGUGCGAAUAUGUGAUGGCCCUUGUCAAGGAGUGUCUGAGGUAUGAGAAAGCAGAAUUGAUACUUGGGACCUAUGACUUACAGCAUACNAGGUAUUAUACAGUUUUACGGUUGGCACUUCCUCGAGCCACGGUAAAGGACAUCACAUACGAAGGCAAGCUGAUCCCUGCGGGGACAACAAUAUAUCUGAAUGCGUGGGCGUGCAACAUGGAUCCAGCCGUGUGGAAGGACGCUGAGGUAUUCAGACCAGAAAGAUGGCUAGAGCAGCCAGACGCACCUCUGUUCACGUACGGAGUUGGGUAUCGGAUGUGUGCAGGAAGCUUGCUGGCAAACAGAGAGCUGUAUCUCGUGUUCAUGAGGAUGCUGAGCUGCUUCGAGAUCGAAAAGGGGACAGAAGUGGAAACACAUCCAGUAAAGGGCAGUUCGGACCCAACGAGUCUGGUGGCGCUGCCACAUCGCUACGAGGUCAAGUUCAGGCCUCGAAAUGAAGGCAAGCUGAAAGAGCAAAUAAGAGCAAAAGAGAAGGUUUUGGGCGAGUGCUGA
Molecule: messenger RNA, 1734 nt
Organism: Aureobasidium musti
Lineage: Eukaryota; Fungi; Ascomycota; Dothideomycetes; Dothideales; Saccotheciaceae
Source: the annotation of a GenBank genome assembly